Molecule: messenger RNA, 2059 nt
Organism: Tigriopus californicus
Lineage: Eukaryota; Metazoa; Arthropoda; Copepoda; Harpacticoida; Harpacticidae
Product: glucose dehydrogenase [FAD, quinone]-like
Exons: 2
Coding region: 1-1704 (567 amino acids)
Molecular function (GO): flavin adenine dinucleotide binding; oxidoreductase activity, acting on CH-OH group of donors
Source: RefSeq, a predicted model, not a curated record
AUGUUGACUUUGACCGGGACAGAGGUCAUUCUUGUGGCCCCGGUGGGAGCCUUGGCCGUGAUUAUUGCCCUUCUCUUACCACACCUGGUCAAAGAUUGGGAUGACUCAACCGGCAUCUCUCAGUUCAACUUUUGGACUCCGGUUGAGCGCGAAUACGAUUACAUCGUAGUUGGUGCAGGAUCGUCCGGUGCAGUGAUUGCAGCUCGUUUGUCAGAAAAUCCACAUCUCUCAGUAUUGUUGGUCGAAGCGGGUAGUGAUGGGACGUUCAUCACGGAUGUCCCAGCUUUAGUGGGGACCGUCUAUGGUUCCAGUCUCGAUUGGAAUUACAAAACCAGAGCGGACGGACAAGCUUGCCUGGGCAUGGUACACGGCCAAUGCUCGUGGCAUCGGGGUAAAGUGAUUGGAGGAACUUCCACCAUUAAUGGCAUGCUCUAUACCAGGGGUAAUAAGGCUGACUUUGACUAUUGGGCACAAUUGGGAAAUUACGGUUGGAGUUAUGAAGACGUCCUACCAUUUUUCAAGAAGUCUGAAGAUCAACAGAAUCCUGCCUUAGCCAAGGACGGCCAAUUUCACAGCACUGGCGGACCAUUGCCAGUAAGUGAUUUCAGAUACGAAACGCCACUGACACAAGCGUUUUUACAAGGUGCUCAAUACAUGGGGUUUGAAACGGGUGAUGUGAACGGAGAAAGCCCGUUCCGCUUUACCAAAGUUCAAGGAACAACCAAGAGGGGAGCUCGUUUUAGCACAGCAAAGGCAUUCCUCAGUCCGGCCAAAGAUCGAGCCAAUCUUCGAAUUUUGGUGGGCACAAGAGCGAGCAAAGUCAUCAUCAGAAAGCGCAAAGCCCGAGGUGUAAUCCUUCACCGUAACGGAAAGAAAGGAUUUGUCAGGGCCAGACGGGAAGUGAUUGUGAGUGCCGGGGCAGUGGAAUCUCCCAAGUUAUUGAUGCUGUCUGGUAUUGGCCCCAAGCACCAAUUAAGGAGACAUGGCAUUCCAGUGGUACAAAAUCUCCCAAGAAAAGGGCCGUUAACAUCGCUCUCUGGAGCAGAAGCUUUGGGAUUCGUCAAAAGUGGUCUCAGUAAUGCCACAUGGCCAGAUUUGGAGCUGCUCUUGCUAUCGUUUCACCCCGCAAUAGAAGGUGGUUUAACUUAUCGGAGCACCCUCAAUCUGAACUCGAAGCAGUUCAGCCAGUUCUCGGAUAUCUCGUUCCAAGAUGGAUUCACAAUCCUGCCCUAUCUUCUGCAUCCCAAAAGUCGUGGACAAAUCCGUUUGAGGAAUCGAAAUUACACGUCCGAUCCGAUCAUUCAACCCAAUUACUACCAGGACCCUAGCGAUGUUCAAACCCUCAUCCGAGGUAUAAAAUUGGCCUUUCGAUUAGGUCAUACCAAGCCAUUCCAGAAAUUCGGCACCAAGUUCCACUACGUUUCCAACCCAUCUUGUCGACAUUUACUCUAUAUGUCCGACAGUUACUGGGAAUGCGCUAUCCGACACUUUGUCUACAACGUGUAUCACGAUGGUGGCACUUGUCGGAUGGGGCCACAGGGCGAUCCCAAAGCCGUGGUAGACCCCAAGCUGCGAGUUCAUGGAAUCCACGGGCUCCGUGUGGCGGAUGCCUCAAUUAUGCCCGAACUCACCUCUGGACACACCAAUGCGCCUUGUAUAAUGAUUGGCGAGAAGGCAGCUCAAAUGGUUCUGUAUGAGUCUUAGAAUUUGUAUGCCAUUGCCAAGCCCAAAUGAUCGUCAAACGUGAUAACUCGUUCUCAAUAUUUGAGACUGAACCAUGGACUGGUCUAAUUCCUCGCCGGCUGCUACUCCUACACUGACCGCCGGCUACCUGACGAAAUACGGACUGAAUAAAUGCAAAUUAGGUCAGGGUCGCCUCAUGAAGACAAUCCCUAGGAAAAAUGUAACAGGAGUGCGGAAAUUGUGAAGGCAUCACCUCAAAAACCAUAAACACUGCCGAAAAGACUGAAAUCUUAUCCGAUACUAAUGAACUAUAUUGUGAGCUUCGAUUUGUUCUUCGUUCAGUUGAACACGUAAUAAACGCACUAGCUACUACGGA